AUGACGACCACAAGGGCAAAUGCUAGAAGGAAUGAGGAAGACGUGGUGGAUCAAGAGGUUCCUCCCCAAGCUCCUCCUCAAGCUUCAAUUGAUCCUUUAGUUGAGAAUGUUACUCAUGCGGAGUUUAGGUCGGCUUUUCAAGUUUUGGAUCAAGCCAUGAAGGCACAAGUUAAUAGGGAGAAAAAGAGACAAGGUUCUUCUAAUGCUCCUAACUAUAAGGAAGAGAGGGUGUCUAACCCUAAGCCACCUGGAAUUAGUGAUGAGUCCCUAUGGCCUACUUGUGCUAGGAGUGGAAACAGACAUGAGGGUAGAUGUUUAGCCGGUAAGAAGGGUUGUUCUAGUUAUGGUGAGAGUGGUCACAAAAUGCGGAAUUUCCCCAAGGCAAAGGCUAAAGGAAGAGAUGAUGCUCCUAAGUUCAACCAAGAGAGGGUGUCUAACCCUAAGCCUCAAAGAGAUGGUAGUGGGGUUUUAUUACCAGCAUGUAGUAAGUGUGAUAGAAGGCAUGACGGUGAAUGCUUAGCUGGUUCCAAUGUUUGUUUUGGUUGUGGAAACCUAGGCCACAAGAUAAGGCAUUGCCCUACAAUUUCUAGAAAUGAGGGAGAUAGUCGUCGUAUAUCUCAACCCUACCCUUCAUCCGGUCCAAUUGGUUUAGGUGUGAAUGCCCCUAAGCAAAACUGGUUUUAUUCACUUCAAGUUAGAGGUGAAGAAGAGUGUGCUCCCAAUGUGGAAACGGGUAUGUUGAUAGCUUCUUAA
Messenger RNA from Solanum verrucosum, 753 nucleotides. RefSeq lists its product as uncharacterized. The transcript has 2 exons. NCBI's taxonomy places the organism in Eukaryota, Viridiplantae, Streptophyta, Magnoliopsida, Solanales, Solanaceae. Gene Ontology annotation, molecular function: nucleic acid binding; zinc ion binding. The record is from RefSeq and is a predicted model, not a curated record. Bases 1 to 753 code for a protein of 250 amino acids.